CAUUGCCAAGCCCAAAAAUAAAUUUGCCUAGCCUUCAAAUUUAACCUCGUUUCUUCGCCUCUCCCUUCUAACUUUCUCCUCCAUGACAACUCCCUCCCUCCCAAGGUGAACCUUCUCCGAUUACCUUCAUACGAACCAGAGACCAACCAAACCGAAUAUAGUGCCUUCAAUGCAUAACAGAACCAACUAUAUCUACGACCAUAACUCGAAUUCUUCUUCCUUCUUCAAGUAUCAGAUGCGAAUUAUCACAAGCCAUCACAGACUGAACCGGAAAGACCUGUCCGAGCCACGCUGCGACGCCGAGCGCCGCCGGGGCGAGCCUUGAACGGUUCGCGCAUUUUGGAAGCCAAGUCACCGCAGCGAGACAGAGUGAAUACCUCACCGCCCAUAAUUGCCACACCACGUUAUGUUGAUGGGCCCGGCGGCUCCCGCACUUACCACGGUGCGUGGCUUUCAGCGAACACCAGUAACUUCUGGCGACGAGGACUCCGACUACUGUCCCACCCCCCGGUUUCGUGGACACACCCCGGCCAAGAGAGGGCAUGAGAACGGGGCUACGCGCAUCAUCGACGAUGUGGUCAGCACGAACUGCAGCCCGGUCCUGAAAGCUGCCCCAUCCCCUUGCGCCAGUGGGAUUGGCAAGCUGCGGAAGCAGCUCGAACCCUUCAGCCUCGAUACUACUGCGGCUUCAUCGCGCGCGAGCUCCUUGACGCGCAGCGAUAGCCGCGACACUGCGCGGAGCAACAGCAACGCCCCUAACGAGAGUCACAGCAGCGACGAGACGGCUUCCGUGGGAUCUACCAGCUACGAGGUCAACCUUGAGAGCGAUUUCGUCAGCGAGAACAUACAUGGCCGAACCGUGGGCCGAGGCUGUGGUGGCUGCAUGGUCGCAGAUGCUGUCGAAGGAGGUCUGGUCCAACCCCGCCAGAAGAUAACUGCCGACAACUUCGAGCCACUGCGCUGCCUCGGAAAGGGGACAUAUGGGACAGUCCUGCUCGUCAAGCAGCGCAGCACGGGACGCCUGUAUGCGCAGAAACAGUUCAAGAAAGCUUCGCUCGUCGUGCAUAAGAAGCUUAUUGAACAGACGAAGACCGAACGACAGGUGCUCGAGAGCGUCAACCGGCACCCGUUUGUGGUCAAGCUGUUCUACGCCUUCCAGGACCAGGAGAAGCUCUACUUGAUACUCGAGUACGGGCAGGGCGGAGAGCUCUUCACCCACCUCAGCACGGAGAAAAUGUUCACCGAGUCAACAGCCGCGUUCUACAUGGCCGAGAUGGCUCUCGCCCUCUCUCACCUCCACGACAAUCUUGGUGUCGUGUACCGGGACCUCAAGCCGGAGAACUGCCUUCUCGACGCAGAGGGACACCUACUCCUCACCGAUUUCGGACUGUCCAAGGUUGCUGUCGACAACGAGAACUGUAACUCUAUGCUCGGCACGGUCGAGUACAUGGCACCCGAAGUAAUUCUUGGUCAGAAGUACGGCAAGGCAGUGGACUGGUGGUCGUUUGGUGCCCUGCUCUACGACCUGUUGACCGGCAACCCCCCGUUCCGUGGCCAGAACCAUGCUAAGAUCCAGGAAAACAUUGUCAAGCAGAAGCUGAUCUUGCCGUACUUCCUGGGCCCUGACGCGAAGGAUCUCCUGACGCGUCUGUUGCGCAAAGAUCCUCGCAAGCGCCUGGGAGGCACCAUGCCAAAGGACAUGGCCAUCAUCAAGAAGCACCGGUUCUUCCGGAAGAUCGACUGGAAGAAGCUGGCCGCGCGCGAGCUCGAACCGCCAAUCCAGCCUAUGAUCACCGACCCAGAACUUGCCGAGAACUUCGCGCCCGAGUUCACGGAAUUGAGCUUGAGCCCGCUUAUCUCGCGAUUCGACGACCCGUGGGGCUCUCUCAAUCCGACCGACGACAAGGACAACCCGUUCGGUGGCUUCAGCUUCGUCGCUUCGAGGAGCCUCCUGGAGGGUGACGGUUUCAGACUUGCAGCAAAGGUCUGAUGCCUGUGACCGUGUGGAUUUUCAAUUCCGGAGCGUUUGCCAUGAUGGUAUAGAUGUUGAACCUUUUUUUUUCUUUCGUUUUUCAAGCCGGCGGUUGCGUUGUUGCCGAGUCCUUGCAGUCAUGUCGGUGGGACUAGAAUAUUUACUUCUUAUAGAGGGAGAGUCGAGGAGUGAAGGCAUUCAUGUCGGUUCAGUUGCGAAAAAGCAAUCCUCUAGAGCAACUACCAAUAGAGGUAUCAAGCAGUCUUUUAACCUAGAAAGCCCCUUGGCUCAAUGUCCAGAGCCGGAGCGUAUUAGAUAUUCCGCCAAUACAAUGAUUGCAUGGAAGCAACGAAGUCGCUGGGGAACGUCGGAUUCCCAUCUUGAAUCUUCAAGCUGCUGAGGCGUCCA
Molecule: messenger RNA, 2380 nt
Organism: Phialemonium atrogriseum
Lineage: Eukaryota; Fungi; Ascomycota; Sordariomycetes; Cephalothecales; Cephalothecaceae
Product: kinase-like domain-containing protein
Exons: 1
Coding region: 407-1990 (527 amino acids)
Biological process (GO): protein phosphorylation
Molecular function (GO): protein serine/threonine kinase activity; ATP binding
Source: RefSeq, a predicted model, not a curated record